Molecule: messenger RNA, 1110 nt
Organism: Aptenodytes forsteri (emperor penguin)
Lineage: Eukaryota; Metazoa; Chordata; Aves; Sphenisciformes; Spheniscidae
Gene: NEU3
Product: neuraminidase 3
Biological process (GO): oligosaccharide catabolic process; ganglioside catabolic process
Cellular component (GO): cytoplasm; lysosome; membrane
Molecular function (GO): exo-alpha-sialidase activity
Source: RefSeq, a predicted model, not a curated record
UUUCGGCAGGCAAGCGGGGUCACCUACCGCAUCCCGGCUCUGCUCUACAUCACCUUCCUGGCCUUCGCCGAGAAGCGCUCCUCGGCCAGGGACAAGGACGCCAAGUACCUGGUGCUGCGGCGGGGCCGCCGGCACGGCUCCUCGAUCGAGUGGGGUCCAGUGGAGGAGCUGUCGGCGUUGGCGCUGCCCGGCCGCCGCACCAUGAACCCCUGUCCCCUCUACGAUGCGACGAGCGGCACCGUCUUCCUCUUCUGCAUCUGCGUCGAGCGGGGGAAGACGGAGCGAUGCCAAAUCUGGAGGGGCUGCAGUGCCGCUCGCCUCUGCUACGCCACCAGCGCCGACGGCGGCCGCAGCUGGACCCCGCUACGGGACGUGACGGACGAAGCCAUCGGCACCGACCUGUCCCAUUGGGCCACCUUCGCCGUGGGGCCGGGCCACGGGGUACAGUUGGAUUCGGGGCGCCUGGUCGUGCCGGCGUACGCCUACUACGUGCACAGGUGCUUGUGCGGGGUUGUGCCGCUGCCUUGCUACACCCGGCAGCACGCCCUCGUCUUCUACAGCGACGACGGUGGGCGCAGCUGGCACAAGGGUGCCCCGGUCAGCGGCGGGCAGACGGGCGAGUGCCAGGUAGCCGAAAUCGAUGGGGGCGAUGCCCGCCAGCCCUUACUCUACUGCAACGCCCGAGCGCUGCAGGGUUGCCGGGCCGUGGCAUUCAGCGCCGACCGCGGGCUGCGGUUCGAGCGCUCGGCGCGGUGCAAGGCGCUGGGCGAACCGCCGCGGGGAUGCCAGGGUAGCGUGGUGAGCUUCGCCGCGCCGACCAGCACCGGGGAUGCACCAACUUGGUUACUCUACUCCCAUCCCACCGACCGGCACCGCCGGAGUGAUUUGGGCAUCUAUCUCAACCCCUCGCCGCUGGACGGGGCGGGUUGGCGGCACCCAUGGGUGCUGCACCCAGGGCCGGCUGGUUAUUCCGACCUGGCUGUCUGCCCCGGUGGUGUUUUCGGCUGCUUGUUCGAGUGCGGCACAACCAGCGCCUGCGAGGAAAUCGCCUUCUGCCUCUUCGCCCUGGACACCUCUGACCGCGGCGAACAGAACCUCAAAGCUUUUUAA